Dufourea novaeangliae is the source of this 1347-nucleotide messenger RNA. RefSeq names its product POC1 centriolar protein homolog A-like (gene Poc1). NCBI's taxonomy places the organism in Eukaryota, Metazoa, Arthropoda, Insecta, Hymenoptera, Halictidae. Gene Ontology annotation, molecular function: protein binding. The transcript is spliced from 5 exons. Bases 4 to 1347 code for a protein of 447 amino acids. The record is from RefSeq and is a predicted model, not a curated record.
ACGAUGAUCCAAACUAGUUGUGAUCCUACAAUUGAAAAACAUUUUAAAGGCCAUGAAAGUGCUAUCACAAGCUUAUGUUUUCAUCCGGAGACAACUCAACUUAUAUCAAGUAGUUUGGAUAAGACUAUAAUAUUAUGGAACCUUACACAGUCUGUAAGGGCUUACAGAUUUCUAGGACAUAAAGAUGCUAUUAAUGAUGUUAGUUACGCACCAUCUGGCGAAGCCAUAGCUAGUGCCUCUAGAGAUAGGUCUGUCAGAAUUUGGGUCCCUAAAGUAACAGGUCAAUGUAUAGAUUUCAAAGCACAUUCAGGAGCCAUUAGAUCAGUAGAAUUCAGCCCUGAUGGGAAGAAGUUACUUACCGCAUCCGAUGAUAAAAGCAUAAAAUUAUGGAUGGUGUGUCAAAGAAGAUUUCUCAUGUCUUUUGUGAAUCACAAAAGUUGGGUCAGACGUGCUACAUUUUCUAACGAUGGUAGGCUCAUUGUUUCCUGCAGUGAUGAUAAGACAAUAAAAUUAUGGGACAUUGCUAGUGGACAGUGUAUUAAAACACUAUUUGAUAUUAAAGCUUAUAACACAUAUGUGGAAUUUCAUCCAAGUGGCUCUGUCAUUGGAUCCGCAAAUAUGGCUGGUUGUGUAAAAUUAUACGAUCUGCGAUCUUUUUCAUUGUAUCAGCAUUAUGCAACUCACAAAGGUCCUGUCAAUAUGAUAAAAUUUCAUCCUAAUGGAAAUUUCAUGUUGACUGCUUCUAGUGACUCCACAAUGAAGGUUUUAGAUUUGUUAGAAGGUCGUCCAAUUUAUACAUUGAAAGGGCAUGCAAAUGAUACGAGCGUCACAUCGAUAACAUUCUCCUCCGGCGGUGAAUUCUUUGCUUCCGGUGGAGCCGAUCGACAAUUAUUAAUGUGGAAAACUAAUUUCGAUAAGGACGAUAUUGCUCGUAGAAUUCCACGACAAUUAAUUUCAUCUGUUAGAGAAGUAAAAACCAAUACUAAAGACGAAAAUAUGCACAUGGAUAAUGAUAUAGUUGCAGUGCAGGAAGUAAAAGAAUUAUUGCACGAAGAGUUUAGUACCACGGAAUUACAAAACAAUAGAAGUCAUUGCAAAGCACCUGAUGUUGAAAUUUUAGGAAGAAAACUAGAACAAGAAGUAGUUAAUCUAAAAACACAAGAAAUUCCCGAACAAGGUCGUAUUGUAAAUAUAUCUCGUUUGUGUAAAGAUUUCUCUAAUGCACAAGUAUCUGUGCAUUCAAGCAAUAUAGUAGAUGCGCUUAAUGAGCAAGUACAGUCUCUACGUGAUACUGUUACUGUUUUAGAACAACGUUUAACAGUAUUGGAAGAAGAAUUGAAAAAAUAA